AUGAGGAGAUGCCCCCUGCCGACCCCUGCUAGCUUGCUGGAGGCCUCGAGGGACGUCAGGCUCGUCCCUGGCGCAGCUCGCUGGAAGGAUGAUGGCAAGGAGACCUGCUCAACCCAAGAUGAGACCUCAGAGCUGCACAGAGGAACUCCUGCAUAUGGGGAGGAGCAGCCAGCUGCCCCCCCUUUCCAAGGCAGACGAGCCCUGGCCAGGAUUGUCAGGCUUGUGCUGGUGCUGCGGGACUGGGCCAGCAAGAGCUUGCAGGAGGAGCAGCAGAGGCCAGACCCCUUCCUUGAACGCUUCCAGGGCCCUGAGCUGCAGACAGUGCCUGCUGAUGCCAGCAGCGAUCCAGAGGAUGAGGAGUCCGAGGAGAAAACCAAAAAGAAGAAAUGGCAGUCCUUUGUGGUGGACCCUGCAGGGGACUGGUAUUACCGCUGGCUGGCCGUCAUUGCUGUUCCUGUUCUCUACAACUGGUGCUUGCUUGUGGCCAGGGCUUGCUUCAGUGACCUGCAGAAGACUUAUGUUGUCCUCUGGCUGGUGCUAGAUUACAUCUCAGACUGCAUCUACACUGGGGACAUAGUGAUCCGCCUGCGCACAGGUUUCUUGGAACAGGGCCUCCUGGUUAAGGACCUGAAGAAAUUACGGGAUAACUACAUCUACACCUUGCAGUUCAAGCUGGAUGUUCUCUCCAUCCUGCCCACAGACCUGGUGUACUUUGCUGUGGGAUUGCACCGCCCUGAGCUGAGAUUCAACAGGCUGCUGCACUUCUCCCGCAUGUUUGAGUUCUUUGACAGGACAGAGACCAGAACCAGCUACCCCAACAUCUUCCGCAUCAGCAACUUGGUUCUUUAUAUCCUGGUGAUCAUCCAUUGGAAUGCAUGCAUUUACUAUGCCAUCUCCAAGGCCAUAGGCUUUGGAGAAGAUACCUGGGUCUAUCCCAAUGUCACAGACCCUGAAUAUGGGUAUCUCACCCGGGAGUAUGUCUACUGUCUCUACUGGUCUACCCUGACUUUGACUACCAUUGGAGAGACCCCUCCUCCCGUGCGCGAUGAAGAAUACCUCUUUGUGAUCUUUGAUUUCCUUAUCGGUGUCCUCAUCUUUGCCACCAUUGUGGGGAAUGUAGGAUCCAUGAUAUCCAACAUGAAUGCCACCAGAGCAGAGUUCCAGGCAAAAAUCGAUGCAAUUAAACACUACAUGCAGUUCCGCAAGGUGAGCAAAGACAUGGAAACCAAAGUCAUCAAGUGGUUUGAUUACCUGUGGACCAACAAGAAGGCAGUAGAUGAACGGGAAGUUCUCAAGAGUCUUCCUGAUAAACUAAGAGCAGAGAUUGCCAUCAAUGUUCACCUGGAGACACUGAAGAAGGUGAGGAUUUUCCAGGACUGUGAGGCAGGCCUACUGGUGGAGCUGGUGCUGAAGCUUCGCCCUCAGGUGUUCAGCCCAGGGGAUUACAUUUGCCGCAAGGGAGAUAUUGGAAAAGAGAUGUACAUCAUCAAGGAGGGGAAGCUGGCCGUGGUGGCAGAUGAUGGAAUAACGCAAUAUGCUUUGCUCACUGCAGGCGGCUGCUUUGGUGAGAUCAGCAUCCUGAACAUUAAAGGGAGCAAAAUGGGCAACCGGCGCACAGCCAACAUCCGUAGCUUGGGCUACUCUGAUCUUUUCUGCCUGUCAAAGGAAGAUCUAAUGGAAGCGGUCACAGAGUAUCCUGAUGCCAAAAAGGUCUUGGAGGAACGUGGACGGGAGAUCCUUAGCAAGGAAGGCCUGCUGGAUGAGUCAGCUGAAGAAGAAAGCAUGGAAGGGAAGAGUGUGGAAGAAAAGCUGGAGAGACUGACCUUGAACCUGGACACACUUCACACUCGCCUUGGAAGGCUCCUGACAGAGUACAAUGAUGCCCAGAUGAAGCUCAAGCAGCGCAUUAGUGUCCUGGAGUCCCAAAUGAGGCAGCAGGAUCUGGAAGACUUCUUCUCAGAUAGUUCAGACAGUCUGUCUGAGGUUGAGGGUGAAGCUACACCUACUGGGUCACAAUGAGAGCGUGCAGAUCUCAGCUAGUUGAUGUCUUGCCUUGUGUUGAGGCAGUUUCUAUUUCCCGUGGGAGCACCUUCGACUGCCUUGACAGGACUUCUCACAUGUUCUUAGCACUGCCACUGAGUGGCAGCUCCUGAGAUGGCUCAAAAUCAGGCAAUUGUCCUAGCUCCUCCUCAAUCCUGUCUCAUUUCUUGUGAAACCUCUGACUUGGGUCAGUAAGAAGAGGAGGAUGACUAAUGCCACUACUGAUGUUUCCUUCCAGCUUCAGGAAAAGGUCUCUGUCGAUCGCACUUCUUUUUGCCUUAGUAGAAAGUGGGAUGUGAACCUUGAUGGGGGGGUACCUGGAGUACCAUCUCAAGUGAGAAAGCCCAACUUGUGCCUCUCAUACGUGCAGACAGGGAAGCUUGUCUGGGACACUGUCACCCCAUAGGUCAUCUCCACCUCUUACUGCAAGGCUGGGCAUCCAGCUGGAAGAGCAGGCAGCUGCCCACUGCGCUGCUCUUUCUGCUGCAUUCAGUGCUCAGCCAUCAAAUUGCCCCAGCACAUGCACACGGGUAGCCCAAACAUCUCUCUUACCAGGAAACAGCACUUCCUCCUGCUCUCCUGCUGCAGUGGUGGAGGGAUUUCCAUUUGGACUACAGAGGACUCGGAUGAUCAAUGCAGGGUGGAUGUGAAGACUGCUCCUUAUUGAAUGACAGUGCCUGUUGCACUGUGAGAGGAAUGAAGAUAGCAGCUGUCUCUCAUCUAUUUAAUGAUGGCUGGAUGUGCCAGGAAGGGUAUGACUGAAAUGACAUAUUUUUAAGGAACAAAGCGGUGAUAGGACCCAACUGUGCCCAUAUUUGCUUUACGGUGGGUAGCUCAGAAAGAGUGUAGAAUGCAUUUAUUUUCUUAGGCAGGAGGUUUUCUUGUAGUCGGUGGGAGUUUAGGGCCAGUUGCUGUCUGGAGAAAUGAAUGGCAGUCAUGGGGAUGAGUGUGCAAGGACAAAAACCUUACCCCAUCACAGCCACCAGCAAAGCCUUGUGGGUCCAUGGUGCAAGCAGGUGAGAAUGGCCAUGUAGUCCCUGCAAGCUCAGCACCAUCACUAGAGGCUUCCAAAGAGGAGGAAGCUUGUUAGAGAAGGGAAUUAUGGGGAAAUUCGUGUGCUGGGUCAAAUUCAACUCAUACUUUGGCUAAAAUAGUGGGAUGACAGAUGAGGGCAUGCCAAAGCACAAAGGCUCAUGGUGGAAAAUGGAGAACACUUGCUUUGUCCUUUCUUUUCCCUCUCAAAUGAGCCUGACUUCCUUUAUGUUGGAUGAUUUUCUGUUUGAAAUGGAACGGCCUUGCUUUCUGGGAUUUCUGGG
Molecule: messenger RNA, 3356 nt
Organism: Lagopus leucura (white-tailed ptarmigan)
Lineage: Eukaryota; Metazoa; Chordata; Aves; Galliformes; Phasianidae
Gene: CNGA2
Product: cyclic nucleotide gated channel subunit alpha 2
Exons: 7
Coding region: 1-2019 (672 amino acids)
Biological process (GO): monoatomic cation transmembrane transport
Cellular component (GO): plasma membrane; intracellular cyclic nucleotide activated cation channel complex
Molecular function (GO): intracellularly cAMP-activated cation channel activity; cGMP binding; protein-containing complex binding
Source: RefSeq, a predicted model, not a curated record